This is a messenger RNA of Uloborus diversus, 1329 nucleotides long. Its product is annotated as thioredoxin-related transmembrane protein 1-like. The record is from RefSeq and is a predicted model, not a curated record. The coding region runs from base 89 to 856 and encodes 255 amino acids. Lineage: Eukaryota; Metazoa; Arthropoda; Arachnida; Araneae; Uloboridae. The transcript has 6 exons.
UAUUAGCUUUUCGAACCGCAAACGCAAAAUAAAGAAAAUUCAUGUUUGGUGUGAAAUAGUAGUUUUGUUUUACAUAAUCGUAUCUGAAAUGAAUUUUACUAAAUAUUUUAUUUUUAGCAUAUUAUUAUGUACAAUACCUGCAUUGGUUUUUUGUAAGGGUCAAGUAACAAAUUUAGAUGAAGAUUCCUGGUCGAAAAUGUUAGAUGGAGAAUGGAUGGUUGAAUUUUUUGCCCCAUGGUGUCCUGCCUGUACACAGUUAAAACCAGUGUGGAAAGAAUUUGCUGAAUGGAGUGAUGAUUUAAGUAUCAAUGUGGGAGAUGUCGAUGUAACGCUAAAUCCAGGUUUAAGUGGACGUUUUAUGAUUACAGCUUUACCAACCAUUUUUCACAUUAAAGAUGGAGUAUUCCGACAGUACAGAGGGUCCCGUGAUAAGGAUUCUUUUAUCAGUUUUGUCGAGGAAAAAAAGUGGCAGAAAGUUGAACCUGUUUCAAGUUGGUAUUCACCGCAAUCCAUGUCCAUGACAAUAAUGUCUUGCUUUUUCAAAUUUUCAAUGUUAUUGAGAAAUGUGCACAACACUAUCGUUCAAGAUUAUGGCAUUCCAUACUGGGGAUCAUACAUUGUUUUUGGACUAGCUACAAUACUUAUUGGUGCACUUCUUGGCUUGAUUAUAGUUUGUUCUAUUGAUUUCUUCUGCCCAUCUAGAGCUGGAUAUGAAGUACUGCAAAGGAAUCCUGAUGCUGGUACUAAACAUAAAGAAAAAGAUAGUGAUGGCGAAUUCGAAGGUGAAGAUGUAAUCAAAGAUGAUACUGGUGAUGAUGCUGAAAUCAGGAGGAGAAGAGAACCAUCUGAGAAUUAGAUUUCAAUGAUCUUUUCCCUUUUCAUGUCAUUCAUUGACAAUGGUGGUGAUACUGAAGAUACUAAUAUUGGGUAUUUUUGUAAUUGAAGAAAGUUUUAUAUUUGUUAAUAACUAAUGAACUGUUUGGAUGCAUUAUUUUACAAUCUUAUGAGGAUGUUUUCUUUGUGAAACUCAAUUUCUUAAGAUUUUUUUCUUGAUUUCAUAAGCACUUUCUGUUUCAACUUAUUAAUUUCCUGCUCAAUUUUAUGUUUUAAAAACACCCAUCAUCUGAUUUUUCCCCGUAUUUAUGUUUUUAUUAAAAAAUUACUAUUAAAUUUUUUUGGAAUUUCGGAAUGUUGGUCUGUUCUUCUUGAGUGCUUUUGGUUGUACUGUUGUUUCAUGUUUGUUGCAUGCAAAGUUUUAAUUUAUGAAUUUGUUGGAUUUGUACAGAUCAUUGUCAUCAUUGUAUUUAUUUUUUGUAUUGAAUAAAUUUU